This is a messenger RNA of Drosophila mauritiana, 2416 nucleotides long. RefSeq names its product vacuolar protein sorting-associated protein 51 homolog (gene Vps51). The transcript has 6 exons. Gene Ontology annotation, biological process: lysosomal transport; endocytic recycling; Golgi organization. NCBI's taxonomy places the organism in Eukaryota, Metazoa, Arthropoda, Insecta, Diptera, Drosophilidae. The record is from RefSeq and is a predicted model, not a curated record. Bases 88 to 2310 code for a protein of 740 amino acids. Gene Ontology annotation, cellular component: EARP complex; membrane; GARP complex.
AAAAUCCGAUUAAUCUUCUGCAACAACAAGUUCACUACAAUUAGUUUAUUUAUUUAUUUAGAAUAGUAUUAAAAAGUGUUCUAAAAAAUGGCUGAAACCAAAGCCAAUCCCUUCGACAUGGACAGCUCCAGCUUCGACGCGGAAAAGUAUCUGGAAAGGCUGCUCAAGGAUUGCUCCUUGAAGCAAAUAAUGGAUACGGAGGCGGCGGUGGUCAAGGACACACAGACAUUGCACUCGGAUAUGCAGACGCUGGUCUACGAGAAUUACAACAAAUUCAUCUCCGCCACGGAUACAAUUCGUCGGAUGAAGGAUGACUUCAAGCAGAUGGAAACGGAUGUGAACCUGCUGAUGACCAAGAUGCAAUCCAUAACGACUUUUAGUGAGCAAAUCACCGGAACGCUGCAGGGCACCAGAUCGCAACUAUGUCGCCUGUCCGAAAAACACUCGCUCCUCAAGAGGCUGCAGUUUCUCUCGACUCUGCCAGCUAAACUGAAGUCUCUGAUAGAGGAACAGAACUACGCGCAAGCUGUCCAGGACUACCUGCAUGCCCAGAAGGUGUUCGCCCAGUACGGUCGACAGCCGUCCUUCGAUGGAAUCCAGCGAGAUUGCGACGCCAUCAUGGCAGACCUUAAGGAGCAAUUGCGAAGUGACUUCCAAAGGGCUGGGAACACGGCCCAAUCCUUGACGGAAAUUGGAGAGCUACUCCUACAGCUGGACGAAAAGACCUCGGAUCUGGCCAGCGAAAUGCUGACUUGCGCUGGCAAACGACUGCACGAGCAAAUCGUCAUGCUACAGGAUCAAACAGAGCGCGAUAUGCUGGAGUUUGUGGACAUGGGCAUCGAUGGUUUCCUCAACGAUCUGGCGCUGGUAGUGACUUCCUACUUUGAUAUGUUUGUGGCCAAGCACUACGAGCAUGAGCGCGAUGACUUCCAGGAGAACGCCCUGCAGGAGUUAAAUGUCUUCCUCAAUCAGAACAUCGAAAAGUAUCUGACACUCGUCCAGGAUCGCGUUGAGUCCGACAUUGGCUACGGAGAUACCCAGGUGAUGCUGCGCGCUCUGGAUCGACUUCAUCGGCGCCUUCAGGCCAUGCGAAAUAUCUGCCGCGGCUUGGAGGUCCAACGCAACACAGUAUCCAUCAUUAUUUCGGCUGCCCACCAACUAUGCGAUGCCCAUGCCAAAAACCUCAAAGAUCACUUUGCCGACAGCUUGAGUGCGGUUCGUCUUUCGCUGGUUUCUGCCAAGAGUGAUGCAGCUGCUGGUCUCAAUCUCGGUGAUCUGAUCAGCAAUCUGUAUGUGUCCAUGGUGGAGAAGAUUAAGGGCGUACUGCAGGACUUGCUUAUAUUCCUGCGCACCGACUGGUCGUUCAACAUCAAGGCGGAACACAAGGGCGCCCUGUGCGUUGAGGGCAUUCGAGAGAACCUACUCAUUGGCUUCCUGCGUCAUAUUGCUAAGGUGAUGUGUGGUUUCGGAGAUGCCUCCAGCUCCAGUCCACCCAAUCUAUUGCUGGUGCUGUCGAAAACAUGUCUGGAACUCGAGCAACAGGGCGUUCACAUACUGAUUGCUCUAGUGGAUGACCUGUACGAAAUCGACUCGGAGAACAGUGCAACACUUACCCACGAAACUGAGAUAUGUGCCGAAAUGCGGGAGACGGCACAAUCACUAUUGGACGCCUAUGUGCGGCUGCAGGGCACCAAUAUCUCGCAAAUGCUACGCAAGAGCGUGGAAACAAGAGAUUGGCUUAACUGCCUGGAACCACGCUCCGUUCGUGCGGUGAUGAAGCGGGUCGUGGAGGAGCUUGGCAGCAUCGAGACGGUGGUAGCCAGUCUCUACGAGGCAAACACGAAUGCAACGUCAGGAUUCCGCACCACAGCCAGCAGUGACUCUAGCCGAAAAACAUAUUUCAGUAACUUUGCUUCCACCUCAAAGCCACAGUAUCGUUCCAAUUGGUCAAACUACACGCCUUCGCAGCUGGAAUCCAGCUAUGUGUCCAACAUACAUCGCUUGUUUUCGGAGCGAGUGGAAAUCUUUACUUCGGUAGAGUUCACCAAGGCGUCAAUCAUAAUGGGCAUUAUUAAAAUUGGUCUAAAAACCCUCUUGGAAUGCGUGAGGCUAAGAACAUUUAGCAAAUUCGGACUUCAGCAAAUUCAGGUGGAUGCCCAUUAUCUGCAAAUGAACCUAUGGCGAUUUGUAAGCGAUGAAAAUCUGGUGAACUUCCUGCUGGAUGAGAUUCUUGGCUCAGCUGUGCAGAGGUGCUUGGAGUCCGUUUUAAUGGAGCCCAAUGCUGUGGAAAUUAUCUGUGAACGGGGUUAGUAUUUGUUUCCACAACAUAAAGCAACAUUCCACUUAAAAUCUCCGUCUAUUUUGUUAAACGCUGCUAGCCUAAGGAUCUAAAAAUAAACACGCUGUUUCUAAUUUA